Molecule: messenger RNA, 632 nt
Organism: Octopus bimaculoides (California two-spot octopus)
Lineage: Eukaryota; Metazoa; Mollusca; Cephalopoda; Octopoda; Octopodidae
Cellular component (GO): plasma membrane; nucleus
Molecular function (GO): protein binding; guanyl-nucleotide exchange factor activity
Source: RefSeq, a predicted model, not a curated record
CAGAAAGAGAAACAGAAGUGAAGAGGGAGAGAGAGAAGCUGAAAGAACGAGACAGAAAGCGGUGGAAAUAGACAAAGAAAAUAGACUAGACACGCAAAACCCACGCACACAUAAAUAGACACAAACACACACACACACACGUCAUUGGUAACAUAUAAACACAUAUACAUCGCUCACCUCAACGCACCAUUUACUCCACAGCAGCCAACAGUUCGUGGGAAUCCCCUCUUCAAUAAUGUAUGUUCGUUGAUUCUCUACUUUCUGGACAAAUUCACACAACAGUUAUGACAUCAAACAGUAAAAGAAAAGAAGAAAAAGACUGUGGGAUGGAAGCUGACCUUAGUCCUUUCAAGAGAUUGCGUAUCAAUGUCCCAGCAACUCAAAUCUCACAGGAACGAAUGAGCAAAUAUAAGAAAGAAGCUGUCAAAAAUCUGCGGAAACAAGGUCAAUUGAAGUUGUCAAUCUACAUGAAUUCUGGCAUGCUGACAGUAAAUGAGGUGAUUGAUGUUGAUUUGGUUAUUUAUCCUAGAUCUCCAAAUCUGACAUGGUCAGUAGUGUCUGGUGUUAGAAAUAAGUCAUUACAUGAUUCUGAAAGACUUCCAGUUUUUGUUGUGCAACAGAAGUCCAGUUGA